Phycomyces blakesleeanus NRRL 1555(-) is the source of this 630-nucleotide messenger RNA. RefSeq lists its product as hypothetical. NCBI's taxonomy places the organism in Eukaryota, Fungi, Mucoromycota, Mucoromycetes, Mucorales, Phycomycetaceae. The coding region runs from base 1 to 630 and encodes 209 amino acids. The transcript has 4 exons. The record is from RefSeq and is a predicted model, not a curated record.
AUGGAUCCAUCCCCCCCAGGACGAAGACCUGAUUUGACAGCGAAGGGGAAAAAGGAGUUGGUUGCUCGCUUUCCAAGAAAGAGUGGCAAGGAAAGCAGAGGCGAGGUCAAGCAGCGCUGCACGUCAGCAUACACCAUUCCAAGCCAACAGGUGCUUUCUAGAUCAACGGUUUCCACACCGCAUCGCACACAGCCACAACCAACUCGUCUGGACACUUGCGCAGGAAACUGCCAAGUGGCAAGGAAAGCAGAGGCGAGGUCAAGCAGCGCUGCACGUCAGCAUACACCAUUCCAAGCUAACGGAUGUUUUCAGAAUAACAUUUUUCGCACCACAUUGCGCAUAACCACAACCAACCCGUCUGGACACCUGCGCAGGAAACUGCCAGUGAAAUACGACAAUAAAGACCGUCCAGAAAAAAGAAACGUAAGCUCACCUGGGAACGAAACGCCCAGAGAGUCGACACUAGUAAAAAAGAGUGGAGUGGAAAACAGAGGCGAAGUCAAGCAGCACUGCACGUCAGCAUGCACCAUUCCAAGCCAACGGAUGUUUUCUAGAUCAACGGUUUCCACACCGCAUCGCACACAGCCACAACCAACUCGUCUGGACACUUGCGCAGGAAACUGCCAGUGA